CCUGUUUGGCUGGGAAGAUGGCGUCCCGCAAGGAAGGUACUGGCUCUCCUGCCUCCUCUUCCACUACAGCCACCGGCGCAGCCGGGAAAGGCAAAGGCAAAGGCGGCUCCGGAGACUGGGCUGUGAAGCAAGUACAAAUCGAUGGCCUGGUUAUAUUAAAAAUAAUCAAACAUUAUCAAGAAGAAGGACAAGCAACUGAAGUUGUCCAAGGAGUGCUUUUGGGCCUGGUUGUAGAAGAUCGGCUUGAAAUUACCGACGGCGGGGACCGGCUAUCCGAGGCCAACCGAGGCUCCGAGGCCAACCGAGGCUCCGCGGCACUGCCGUAUCGUUCCGCCUGGGCGGGAUUCUGA
Molecule: messenger RNA, 350 nt
Organism: Choloepus didactylus (southern two-toed sloth)
Lineage: Eukaryota; Metazoa; Chordata; Mammalia; Pilosa; Megalonychidae
Product: eukaryotic translation initiation factor 3 subunit H-like
Exons: 1
Coding region: 18-350 (110 amino acids)
Molecular function (GO): protein binding; metallopeptidase activity
Source: RefSeq, a predicted model, not a curated record